UGAAUAUAAUAUGUGGUCCCAUCAAUAUUGUGUGGUUCUCACUCCCGAUGUGGGCCCCACGUGCAUUUUACUAAACACGUGAAAUAAAUAACAAAAAAUUACAACCUCCUAAAUUAAAUAACCAUUUCUCUGGGUUCAAUACAUAAUUUAGUAAAAAGUAAAUAUACUUGGGGACGAUAUUACAAUAAACAUAUUCCGUCAGUCGUCAUUGACCAAAAUUUUGUCCACAUUUUCUUCCACCCAAUUGCGAGAACCUUUGUCUCAGUCCCACGUCCAGUAGUAUUCUGAGAACGGAAAGUCACGAAGUCCACUGCACAAAACCACUUCCUGGAACCGACGAAGUCUCCAUGUCGGGUGGGGAGUUAUGUCCUUCUUCUCCCACUCAUAAAGAAUGUUGUUAAAGUCGCCUAAAAUCAUCCAUGGUUGAGUAUUACCUUCUUACAAGCUUUGUAACAAAGCCUAAGCCUCCCUCCUCCGUCUGGUUUCCAGAAACCCGUAGAAGCUCGUUAGCCGUCAAGAUGGAUCCCUCGUCGAUAGUUUCACCGAACAAUCAAUAAAACUUGUUUCACCACGGGUAGUGUCUAUUUCCGUCUCAUUGUUCCACCCCAUCAACAAACCGCUACUCUGCCCUUUAUUGUCGAUGUUGUAACUUUUGGGUACCCCUGCAAACGGAGGAUGCCCUUCACCCAUUGACAUUGUAGCUUCGUCUCCAGAUGAUCGGAAUCACUGGCAGAAACAACAUGCUCGGGAUGAUACCCUAGAAAUGACUGUCGUUUCUUAAUAAUAGGUAAGCUACUGGGAAGAAUACUCAACCAAAGGUGUUGCAGCCUCAUUAAUGGAGCACAAUCUCCUCCAGAUUGGCAAUCAACAGCUAAAAGAUGCAUAAGAAUAGAGCCAAGAGCAUGCUUUAUCAAGGUAGAUUUGCUCCCAAGUAUUUCAGAGGCAAAGAGCUUUUCUGCAUUCCCAACAAAUCUUUGAUAAUAUGGCUUCUGAAAUUAGCUUGUUUACCACAAAACGAAAGAGCUUUUUUCAAAGUUCACUGCUUGUCCAGAAGAAUUCUGAUAUAAGGUUAAGGCUAGAGUCCUACUACCUGCACCUUUGCCUAGGGUGAUUGAUCAAGAAUAAAGACGUGGUUCGUGCUUCCAUUCUUAUUUCAAAUUUAUAAACUGCUCAUGAAUUUUCGAACAAUGUUUUCUUUAAAACAGUUGGGGGCCUGCGUGCCCGUGUUUGCCACAUGUUUGCCACAGUUGGGGGUUACUGAUUUUCGCCAUUUUCUCCCAGUAACUUUGUUUUCCUGAUUUGGCCAUCCUGUGAGAAUUGGAGCCUUCGGCCAGGGGGCCGAAGGCACCCCUAGUGCGCCACGUGGGUUGCUUAGUACUUGGGGCGCCGUGAUCUGGGCUUGCUGUGCUUCCUGGGCCUAUUGGACCCCCAUUAGAAUAGUAGGAGUCUAUGGGCCGGGGGUUCCUGGGUCAUAUACUCCAUCACUAAGUAUCAAACAUAUUAUUCUUUCCGCAUUUGUUUGAUUAUGAUAUUGAUCUUGAUUGUAUGUGUUUACUAAUCGGUUUUGCAAUAGAAUCAAUCGGACGCCUUGUACAAUUCAAUAGGGAUGAACUGUUGUUCUUAUCGGGUUGUACGACGGUUGUCUACGUGGCCCGGAUGCAGUCUGGGGCGUGAUAAUUAAGUGGUAUAAGAGCCAUCGAUUUCUAAACUAUAUGAUUAACCUCUCAAUAGUCUUAUCAAAAAAAAAGUUUUGAACAAAACCAUGAGCAAAAGUGUUUGUACUUAAGGAACCGUUGGAAACCAAGUUAUUGACCUCUUAUUGUUGAGACGGUAGUCUUAAGAGUUUGUUGGCCAUAAUGUUGGACCAAGUGGUGUCUUUUGUACCUUUCCGUCAAUCGACAUUGAAACGAGUCUAACGGCUCAUUCCUGAUUUUCUUUCAGAAAUGGAGGGUGGACGCAGGAUUACUAGGAGGAACCCGACGGGUCGUGCAUCGGGGGCCACCGGGCACGAUACACGGGCUGAAUCACGGACCUCUAGGGGUAGAGGUCGGGGCCAAGGCCGAGGAGGAGGCCGAGGCAGGGGUCGUGGGCGUUCUACAACGCCGACGGCAAGUAGCACGCGUGUCGGUUCUGUGCACCCAUCCAGGGCCACCGAAUCGAACGACUUCACCUAUGCUCCAAGCACGGAGCAAGAGGAGACCCCGUACAACGGGGAGGACUUUGAGGAAGAAGAUGAGGAUAAUGAUCCUCAUUGUGACCGUAUGAGUGAGGUACUAGAAUGGUACCUCGAGAAAAAGGCAAAGAGAAAACAACGACGGCAAGCUAGACAGGCUAGGCAGGCCAUGGGACAGGGAAGUUGGGGAGCUUCUAGCGCUCCAUCUGGAGUGUUUGGAGGAGACACAAUGGUACGUAUCUCCAAGUACCUCAAGGAGGCUAGGGCUUUGGGGUGAAAAUCGUUUGAUGGAAAGGGCGACAUAUCUGAGGCCGCCGACUGGAUUAAGAAGCUGAAUGAUGCUUCUAGGGAUAUGCAAAUUGGGUUCGACGUGAAGUUGAGGGUCACCACCAGGCUACUGGAUGGGGUAGCUGUUGUAUGGUGGGAAGGAGUAGAAGGAAAGUUCCAUGGUGAGGCCACUUGGGAGAAAUUCGAAGUGAAGUUCUAUAAUCAGUACUACUCAACUUUUGAAGUCAAUCUCAAGAGGAGAGAGUACACAAAUCUGAGACAGGAGGAUGGUUGCUUGGUGAGGCAAUUGGAGCAGAGAUUCCGAGACUUGGCACGAUUCAUACCAGAGUACUCUUUGGAUGAGAAUCGAAUGACCAAUCAUUUUUGGGAUGCUCUACAGUUGGAUAUCCGCGACCGGGCUACUUAUCAGCAUUACAUGACAUUUAGUCAAGUGGUCGAUCAAGGACUCCUUGGGGAAAUCCAAUGGAAUGAAAGGAAGGUGAGAGACGCCGAGGAGGCGAAGAAGAGGAGAUGGGGAAACUCUGGACCCCAAGACCACUCUCGGAAGCAUCACGCCGGGGGUGGCAAUACAUUCAAGGCGCCGACACCACCAACGAAAAGGUAUAAGGGCUCAGGAGGGCAAGGGCCCAAACCAGGGGGUGUGGGGCCACCAAGGUGCGCAAACUGUGGUAAGAACCACGGGGGGAGUUGUAAUGAACCAUCCUGGUGCUUCAAAUGCGGUAGCACGAGGUUCGUGCUUCCAUUCUUAUUUCAAAUUUAUAAACUGCUCAUGAAUUUUCGAACAAUGUUUUCUUUAAAACAGUUGGGGGCCUGCGUGCCCGUGUUUGACACGUGUGGCUAAGUAUCAAACAUAUCAUUCUUUCCACAUUUAUUUGAUUAUGAUAUUGAUGUUGAUUGUAUGUGUUUAUUAAUCGGUUUGGCAAUAGAAUCAAUCAGACGCCUUGUACAAUUCAAUAGGGAUGAACUGUUGUUGUUCUUAUCGGGUUGUACGACGGUUGUCUACGUGACCCGGAUGCGGUAUGGGGCGUGACACCAUUUUUUAAGAUCAUGCUUCAAACAUUUCAGUUUACUCACAAGAUCCAACAUCCCUCUACAAAAAUUACGAGUCUGCCAACUUUUUUAAACCAUGCUGAGAAAAGAUGGGUGUGCAGUCCACAUAUUUAGAAAUUUAAAGGGUUUAGGUCCACUGCAGCCCUUAUUAGAUAAUUGUAGAAGAAUUGGAGAGUGAUGAGAUGGAGUUUUGUUAAGAUGUGUGAUCCGAAUGUGAUCAAAAACCUCAGUGGUCUGAUUGUUGAACAAAACUCUAUCUAAUCUUCUCCAGAGUCUACCAUUAGAUCUAAUACCGGGUCAAGUAUAUUUAGUACCGCUAAAUGGCAAAUCAAUAAGAUCACGGAAGGAAAUGCAGUUAACAAAUUCAAUCAUACUAACAUAUGGGGUAAAGAUUGUCCAAAGUGUUCAGAGUGAGAAGCAAUAGCGUUGAAAUCUCCUCCCACCAACCAAGCUUCAUUAAUCAGAUUAGAAAGAUCCUUCAAUUUUUGCCAUAGAAUUCUCCUUUGAAUGUAACUAUGAUUACCAUAAAUAGCAGUGAAAAAACCAGAGUAAGAAUGAGAGCUAAUCUUGAAAUGAGUGAAGUGGGGGUGCCAUUCAAUCUGAGAAAUAUUGAGAUUAGAGUCAUCCCAAUAUAUCCAAAUUUUAUUUCUCUGAAAAUAGAGCCUUAUCGAAACUCAGUGGUGGGAAAUUUGGACCAAGUGACCAAGUUUCGAAACCCGCAGCGGCCGUGUGGAGGUCACAGAACCUGAAAUAAGGCUGGACCUCUGGUGCGCACGGGAAAAAGGCCUACCAUCACUGGGCCGACUGAGUCACCGUGAUUAACAUCCUCCCAAAAAUCCUGUCGGGUCGGGGUACGGGGGGCUCCUGGGGUGGGAGAUUCCACCUUUUUGGACCAAGAGCCUUAUCGAAACCCAACUGCCUCAUGUACUGUUUUGCUUUAUUAGUAGCCCCUAUAGGUUCAAUAAAAACAAGUAAAUGAAUAUGCCAUUGGUGAAUAAGAGAGAAUAAUCUAGAAGCAGCACCUUCUAACUUUUUUAUUUCGAGAAGAGCAUUCUCCUUGUCAUCCUCAACAGGAUUCUUGGAAUUGGCAGACUGAUUAGCCUCAUGUUUAUCAUUUUGUUUGACAACAAAUUCGACACCUUUUAUGAUUUCUGGAAGGGCAUCUUUCCAGAGUUUGCAGAACAGAGUCAUCAAUCAAAGGCCCUACUGUCUUGAGGUUAUUGGUUCCAGCAAGAUCCAAUGACAGUUCACUGUCAGCCCCCUCUAAUUGCUUCUUAUUUUGUUUAAUAGGUCCAGGUUCUGGAUCAUUGUAAACCUCUUCUGUGUCAGAAUCAUCUUGAAUGUCUACCAGCUCAGGGUUCUUACUACUGGAUUCAAGAUUCCCUUGCUUGGAUGUAGAAAGAGCAGAUUCCUUCAGAUUGUCCCCAGGAGUGGUUUCUCCAUUAGUGAUUUUGUAAUAUAUGUGACUGCCUAGGAAUCCACUUUUUUUUUGCUUUUGUAGUAGUUUUAUCCCUUUUAUCUUGAUCCUCCCUAAUUUGUAAUUAUUGAGGCUGAGUAUGUGCUAUCUGGUUCAUAGUUCGUUUGGGACAUUUAGGAGCAGAAUGUCCCAAGUGUAAAAAUGACUCGCAAUACUCAAGUUUGUCCUCACAUAUGACAUGUUUGAGUAAAUUCUGAGGACCCACACAGUAUCCAAAUUUUCUGAGGGUUGUCAAGAGUUAGGUCAAGUUCCACACAUGCCCUAGCAAUGGAAGGUCGAGAUAGACUGGCGGUGGCUGAGUUUAUCUUGAGAGGCU
Cuscuta europaea is the source of this 5304-nucleotide messenger RNA. The record is from the annotation of a GenBank genome assembly. Lineage: Eukaryota; Viridiplantae; Streptophyta; Magnoliopsida; Solanales; Convolvulaceae.